GUUUAAGACUAAUUCUUACUGGCAAAAACUACGUGAACCUCAAAAAAAUCGUUGAAGACAGAUCUUCAGAACAGGAAUUGGUACGAUAGAACUUCCUGUACGUCAUCAAGGAGCGCCAAAAGUCCGUCGUGUGGUGUGUCCUCUCCUUUCUCUGUUGCUGACAUUUUCAUUUAAAAAUGAAAGCGUAAGAUAUUCAACACGGAACACAAUAUUCCAUCCGGAGUUUUCAGAUAAGGAGAGAGUUUAUAACCAGGAGCUAGGGGAUGGCUUUCCUCGGGAGCCUGAGACCGGUCGUGUCAUCUCUGCUGCAAGUGCCACAGUCUCUCUCCCCAUGGUCUCAGCCUGUCCUCUCCAGAGCCAUGGCCACACUAAACCAGAUGCACCGCCGUGGCAAACCCCCUCCCCCCCCUCCCCGCAUCGGCGCCACGUUCGGCCGCCCCCAGCUCAAGGCGGUGGUGCUGAAGACCAUGAUCCGCAAGCCUAAGAAGCCGAACUCCGCCAACCGCAAAUGCGCCCGGGUGCGCCUCUCCAACGGCAAGGAGGCAGUGUGCUUCAUUCCUGGGGAGGGACACAACCUGCAGGAGCACAACGUGGUGCUGGUGGAAGGGGGCCGCACACAGGACCUGCCCGGGGUCAAGCUCACCGUUGUCAGGGGCAAAUAUGAUUGUGCUCACGUCGUGAAGAAGAAGCAGUGACCACCCAGGGGUGAGGGGAGGAAGCUCACUGACCGCCCUGGGGCAAGGGGAGGAUGGGCGAUGACUGACCGCCCAGGGGUGGGGGCAGGGGGCCUGGUGACCCCUCUUUGCGGUAUACCUGAGCUCCCAUCCCUUACUUGCAGGGCUUUGGAUAUUGUCUUGAAUCCAAGAGAUGCACACACACACAUACUCAUGCAG
Megalops cyprinoides (Indo-Pacific tarpon) is the source of this 893-nucleotide messenger RNA. It is a transcript of the gene mrps12, whose product is annotated as mitochondrial ribosomal protein S12. Gene Ontology annotation, cellular component: ribosome; small ribosomal subunit. Gene Ontology annotation, molecular function: structural constituent of ribosome. NCBI's taxonomy places the organism in Eukaryota, Metazoa, Chordata, Actinopteri, Elopiformes, Megalopidae. The transcript is spliced from 3 exons. Bases 264 to 695 code for a protein of 143 amino acids. Gene Ontology annotation, biological process: translation. The record is from RefSeq and is a predicted model, not a curated record.